AUGUUACAAGAGAAUGGCUAUGAGUUCACCCACAACGACCCUUUUCUCCAGUCGUUUAGUGAGGUGAUCACUUGGUUCCAGGCCUUACGUGAUUUAGUAGACGUUGAAAUGGAGAGAGAAUUCCUCCAUCCCUCAUCCCCUGCGGUGCCCGAUGCACCACUAUGGCGUUCCACGCUGGCCAAGUCUGCCAGGUCCAUCCACACCGUUCCUGCUCACAAUGGAGAUCCUUUGGUUGCUACGUCCCAUGGCAUGGUAUCUGUUGACUAUGGCAUCCCAACCUUCACAAAGACGUCACAGGACCUUCCAUCAAUGGUCCCUGAGCGAGCAAGGCUCAUUCGCAACCCAUCUGACACCACUGCCAGCCCAUACCUCCGUGUGAGAUGCCCCCAAUGUUUUGGAGGUUUGAUAUGGGGUAGUUCAGCCAACGAAUGUCCUGAUGUCAUCGUCGCUAUGGAUGGUAAUAUGCAACAUAGGCAGUACAUGUUCGUUGGAGGAGACAUGGUCCUUCCCUGGAAUGAAACCUGUACAUUCCUCACCGAUGCCGAAAUUGAGGAAGCUGCCCUCCAUGUCUCUGAUGCAUGA
Molecule: messenger RNA, 582 nt
Organism: Cantharellus anzutake
Lineage: Eukaryota; Fungi; Basidiomycota; Agaricomycetes; Cantharellales; Hydnaceae
Exons: 3
Coding region: 1-582 (193 amino acids)
Source: RefSeq, a predicted model, not a curated record